This is a messenger RNA of Plasmodium cynomolgi strain B, 1219 nucleotides long. RefSeq lists its product as hypothetical. The annotation marks the transcript as partial. Gene Ontology annotation, biological process: magnesium ion transport. The transcript has a single exon. Gene Ontology annotation, molecular function: magnesium ion transmembrane transporter activity. The record is from RefSeq and is a predicted model, not a curated record. Lineage: Eukaryota; Apicomplexa; Aconoidasida; Haemosporida; Plasmodiidae. Gene Ontology annotation, cellular component: membrane.
AUGAGCAUGUUGCAACUGGAGAAGAUAUACCAAAUGGACAGCAUGAUGAGCCUGAUCAUGGGCAUAUUCCUGACCGUAGUAGGGUCCAUAUUUAUGGCAAUCGCGAACACGUUCAUGAAGCUGGGGUUGAGCGACACAAAGAAGAAGAAGUAUAUGUUCACCAACUACUCGUGCGAUAUGAAAUGGUACAUAGGAUUUGUCGUGUACUGCUUCGGAUCAUUUUUACACAUAAUUGCAUUAGGGUUCGCCCCAGCCAGUACCCUAGCCCCAAUGAAUUCAUUUGGACUCAUUGCUAAUGCAAUCGUUGCGAAUAUUUACCUGAACGAGAAGUUAGGCAAAAUCGAGAUAAUAUCCACAAUGGGAAUUUUCUUUGGAAUUAGCAUUUGUGCAUGCGCUUCUUUCCUAUGUGAUCCCAAAGAUGAUGUGCACUUUAAUCCCAUUAACAUAAUCGAAAGCUGGAAGAACCCCUGGUACAUUUUCUACAUUUUCGUUUCCAUUUUUUUAUCUUUUUUUACAUUAAUAUAUCUAAAUCACCAGGAAAAUAAAAUCAUAUCAGAAAAUGAAGAGAUAUACGCAACUAAGAGAUACAUAGAGUUAAACAUGUACGAUGAGAAGAAGGACGAUGUAGAAAAUGGAAACAAUUUAAACGCCUCGUUGAAUACGAAAAGAUUAAGCGAAACUGUAAACGUCUAUCCAAAAACGAUUGGGUUGUCAUAUGGCUUCUUAGCUGGGUUGAUAGGAUCUCAGUGUGUGUUAGAAAUUAAAGAAAUUGUGGCAUUUUUAAAUAUCGGAUUGACGAAUAAGCAUAUCUAUAAAACCCCACUACCCCACUUAUGUUUUAUCUUUCUCGUGAUAUCAAUUUAUCUUCAAAUACAUUUUCUAAAUUUGGGUCUAACAAGAGGGGAUGCCACUUUAGUUGUGCCAACCUACUACGUAUUCUGGACCUUCUUCGGAACAUUGGGCGGUCUGGUAAAAUUCAACGAAAUAGAGAACUUUAAUUUUAAUUCGAUCCUUCUAUUUUUAGCUGGUUUUGUGUUAACAGUGUUGUUUAUCUCUAUCCUCGCUGUGCAAGAAAUUGCCUUCUUAAGAAAAUAUGUCGAUAAAGAAGUACCAGAUAUAUCGCUAGACAAUUUAGACAUCCACGCUCAGGUUUUGCAAAAUAAAAAGCUAUCAAAACAGGUUAUUUUAAACAUGGGAUUAUUUCCCGUUUCGUUGCUUG